Molecule: messenger RNA, 4002 nt
Organism: Orycteropus afer afer
Lineage: Eukaryota; Metazoa; Chordata; Mammalia; Tubulidentata; Orycteropodidae
Gene: DAPK1
Product: death associated protein kinase 1
Biological process (GO): MyD88-dependent toll-like receptor signaling pathway; positive regulation of canonical NF-kappaB signal transduction; protein phosphorylation
Molecular function (GO): protein kinase activity; ATP binding; TIR domain binding
Source: RefSeq, a predicted model, not a curated record
GGUGGCGAGCUGUUUGACUUCUUAGCUGAAAAGGAAUCACUGACUGAAGAGGAAGCAACUGAGUUUCUCAAACAAAUUCUCAAUGGUGUUUACUACCUGCACUCCCUUCAGAUUGCCCACUUCGAUCUUAAGCCUGAAAACAUAAUGCUUUUGGAUAGAAAUGUCCCCAAACCUCGGAUCAAGAUCAUUGACUUUGGUUUAGCCCAUAAAAUUGACUUUGGAAAUGAAUUCAAAAACAUAUUUGGGACACCAGAGUUUGUAGCUCCUGAGAUAGUCAACUAUGAACCCCUUGGUCUCGAGGCAGACAUGUGGAGCAUUGGCGUAAUAACCUAUAUUCUCUUAAGUGGAGCCUCCCCGUUUCUUGGAGACACAAAGCAAGAAACAUUAGCAAAUGUGUCUGCUGUCAACUAUGAAUUUGAGGAAGAAUACUUCAGUAAUACCAGUGCCCUAGCCAAAGAUUUCAUAAGAAGACUUCUGAUCAAGGAUCCAAAGAAGAGAAUGACUAUUCAAGACAGUUUGCAGCAUCCCUGGAUCAAGCCUAAAGACACACAGCAGGCACUUAGUAGAAAAGCAUCAGCAGUAAACAUGGAGAAAUUCAAGAAGUUCGCAGCCCGAAAGAAAUGGAAACAAUCAGUCCGCUUGAUAUCACUGUGCCAAAGAUUAUCCAGGUCGUUCUUGUCCAGAAGUAACAUGAGUGUUGCCAGAAGCGAUGAUACUCUGGAUGAGGAAGACUCCUUUGUGAUGAAAGCCAUCAUCCACGCCAUCAAUGAUGACAAUGUCCCAGGCCUGCAGCACCUUCUGGGCUCUUUGUCCAACUAUGAUGUUAACCAACCUAACAAGCAUGGGACACCUCCAUUACUUAUUGCUGCUGGCUGUGGGAAUAUUCAAAUGCUACAGUUGCUUAUUAAAAGAGGCUCAAGGAUCAAUGUCCAGGAUAAGGGAGGAUCCAAUGCCAUCUACUGGGCCUCUCGGCAUGGCCACGUAGAUACUUUGAAAUUUCUCAAUGAGAACAAAUGCCCAUUGGAUGUUAAAGACAAGUCUGGAGAGACGGCUCUUCAUGUGGCAGCUCGUUACGGCCAUGCCGAUGUGGUUCAGUUACUGUGCAGUUUUGGCUCCAAUCCCAAUUUCCAGGACAAGGAGGAAGAAACCCCCCUGCACUGUGCUGCCUGGCAUGGCUAUUACUCUGUGGCCAAAGCCCUCUGUGAAGCAGGCUGUAAUGUGAAUAUUAAGAAUCGUGAAGGAGAGACACCCCUCCUCACAGCUUCAGCUCGGGGCUACCACGAUAUUGUGGAGUGUCUGGCUGAAUAUGGUGCCGACCUUGAUGCCUCUGACAAGGAUGGGCAUAUUGCUCUUCAUCUUGCUGUACGAAGGUGUCAGAUGGAGGUUAUCAAGACUCUGCUUGGCCAAGGAUGUUUUGUGGAUUUCCAAGAUAGACAUGGCAACACCCCCCUCCAUGUGGCCUGCAAAGAUGGCAACCUACCCAUUGUGGUGGCUCUCUGUGAAGCAAGUUGCAAUUUGGACAUCUCAAAUAAGUAUGGGCGAACCCCUCUACAUCUUGCAGCCAACAAUGGGAUUCUGGAUGUGGUCCGGUACCUCUGUCUGACUGGUGCCAACGUUGAAGCCCUCACCUCCGAUGGAAAGACAGCAGAAGAUCUUGCUAAAUCAGAACAGCAUGAACAUGUAGCCAGUCUCCUUGCAAGACUCCGAAAGGAUACACACCGAGGUCUCUUCAUCCAGCAGCUUAGACCCACACAGAACCUCCAGCCGAGAAUCAAACUCAAGUUGUUUGGCCACUCGAGCUCUGGGAAAACCACCCUUGUGGAGUCCCUCAAGUGCGGGCUGCUGAGGAGCUUCUUCCGGAGACGGCGGCCGAGGCUGUCCUCCACCAACUCCACCAGGUUCCCCCCGUCGCCCUUGGCUUCCAAGCCAGCAGUCUCCGUGAGCAUCAACAACCUAUACCCUGGGUGCGAAAACGUGAGUGUGAGGAGCCGCAGCAUGAUGUUCGAGCCAGGGCUCACCAAAGGGAUGCUGGAGGUAUUUGUGGCCCCACCCCACCACCCACACUGCUCCACCGAUGACCAGUCCACUAAGGCUAUCGACAUCCAGAAUGCGUAUUUGAACGGAGUUGGCGAUUUCAGCGUGUGGGAGUUCUCUGGAAAUCCUGUGUAUUUCUGCUGUUAUGAUUAUUUUGCUGCAAAUGAUCCCACGUCAGUCCACAUCAUUGUUUUUAGUCUAGAAGAACCGUAUGAGAUCCAGCUGAACCAAGUGAUUUUCUGGCUGAGCUUCCUGAAGUCUCUUGUCCCUGUUGAAGAGGCCAUAGCCUUCGGCGGUAAGCUCAAGAACCCACUCCGAGUCGUCCUGGUGGCCACCCAUGCUGACAUCAUGAACGUCCCUCGUCCAGCUGGAGGCGAGUUUGGUUAUGACAAAGACAUGUCAUUGCUGAAAGAGAUCAAGAACAGGUUUGGGAAUGAUCUCCACAUUUCAAAUAAGCUGUUUGUCCUGGAUGCUGGGGCUUCUGGGUCUAAGGACAUGAAGGUACUUCGGAAUCACCUGCAAGAAAUACGGAGCCAGAUUGUUUCUGACUGCCCUCCGAUGACUCCCUUGUGUGAGAAGAUCAUCUCCACACUGCCUUCCUGGAGGAGACUCAACGGCCCCAACCAGCUCAUGUCGCUGCAGCAGUUCAUGUAUGACGUGCAGGACCAGCUGAACCCUCUGGCCAGCGAGGAGGACCUCAGGCACAUAGCCCAACAGCUCCACAGCACUGGCGAGAUCAACAUCAUGCAGAGUGAAACAGUCCAGGAUGUGCUGCUUCUGGACCCCCGCUGGCUCUGCACCACAGUCCUGGGGAAGCUGCUCUCCAUCGAGACCCCUCGGGCCCUGCACCACUACCGUGGCCGCUACACUGUGGAGGACAUUCAGCGCCUGGUGCCUGACAGUGACGUGGAGGAACUGCUACAGAUCCUCGAUGCCAUGGACAUCUGCGCCCGGGACCUGAGCAGCGGCACCAUGGUGGACAUCCCCGCCCUGAUCAAGACAGACAACCUGCAUCGCUCCUGGACAGAUGAGGAGGAUGAGGUGAUGGUCUACGGUGGUGUGCGCGUCGUCCCCGUGGAGCACCUCACCCCCUUCCCCUGUGGCAUCUUUCACAAGGUUCAGGUCAACCUUUGCCGUUGGAUCCACCAGCAGAGCACCGAGGGCGAUGCAGACAUCCGCCUCUGGGUGAAUGGCUGCAAGAUUGCCAACCGUGGGGCUGAGCUGCUGGUGCUUCUGGUCAACCACGGCCAGGGCAUUGAGGUCCAGGUCCGUGGUCUGGAGACCGAGAAGAUCAAGUGCUGCCUCCUACUGGACUCAGUGUGCAGCACCAUUGAGAAUGUCAUGUCUACCACACUGCCAGGGCUGUUGACUGUGAAGCAUUACCUGAGCCCCCAGCAGCUAAGGGAGCACCAUGAGCCCGUCAUGAUCUACCAGCCACGAGACUUCUUCCGAGCACAGACCCUGAAGGAGGCCUCAUUGACGAACACCAUGGGGGGCUACAAGGAGAGCUUCAGCAGCAUCAUGUGCUUUGGGUGCCACGAUGUCUACUCUCAGGCCAGUCUUGGGAUGGACAUCCACGCUUCGGAUCUGAACCUUCUGACCCGGAGGAAACUGAGUCGCCUGCUGGACCCUCCCGAUCCCAUGGGGAAGGACUGGUGCCUUCUCGCCAUGAACUUAGGCCUCCCUGACCUCGUAGCAAAGUACAACACCAACAACGGGGCUCCCAAGGAUUUCCAGCCAAGCCCAGUCCAUGCCCUGCUCCAGGAGUGGACUACCUACCCUGAGAGCACGGUCGGCAUCCUCAUAUCGAAACUAAGGGAGCUGGGUCGCCGGGAUGCAGCAGACUUUUUACUGAAGGCAUCCUCUGUGUUCAAAAUAAACCUCGAUGUCAAUGGCCAGGAGGCCUAUGCCUCCAGCUGCAACAGUGGCACUUCCUAUAAUUCCAUUAGCUCAGUGGUGUCCCGGUGA